AUGGCCCAUUUGCUCGCUAAUAGGGACCCGGAAGCUUUCAACAGUCUAAUGCGAACCUCAGACAGGCAAGACGAAGACUCCUUACCCAAGCUGGUGAAAAUGGCCUGGAAUAUCGGAAUUUUGGACCGCGAGAGUCAGAGUGCCGCAAAUGCUCUGAGAUGUGCGGUGGGGCUGAAGGAAAUGUCUGUAAUCAGUCUGCUUCUAGAAUAUGGCGUUCCACCUCGGCUUUUCGAACGCAGAAAAGACUGGCUUGACCUGAUGAACGACGAGACUGGGAUUUUCAUCGAGUUGGCAGAGAUGAAAAAUCCCCAACUAGAUCAACGUGGAACAAAGAUUUACAAGCUUGGUCCUGUUGAUAUUGCGGAAUCCGAUCUUCUACGUUCGAUGAGAUUUUAUCGAUCCUGUAAGAUCUGGGAGGAUCAAGAUCCACUAGCGAACAACAAAUACGGCAAAUCUAAGGUGACUCCUGGUGGACAGGUCUUCUAUAGCAGCACACUUUCAUCUGGCCAAAUCCCUAAGAGCGACGAUGCUUUUAUACUGGAGCUCAUUUCGGACAUGGAUUUUGAAUGGUCCCUUAUUCUCACCAAUGUUGAGGAACGAUUUAGCGCAUCUUUGGCCACGCAAAACAUUAACAGGAGUGACCUGAUCAACUACCUUAUUUCCGAAGGGAAUUUUUUCGCCGCUGUUCGGCAGGCUCUGCAUCAGCAAGUGAAAAUUAUCUUCGAAUUCAUUGAUCAAUAUCUUGACGAGAGGCGCAACUCCAUCCUGAUGUCCGACGAAGGGGAUCCUGAAAACUGUCAUCUAGAGAUCAAACCAGCUGCCCGAUUAUUUGAACAGACUAUCGGUGACAAACUGGAAAAGCUAAGGACAUUAUGA
Molecule: messenger RNA, 876 nt
Organism: Penicillium brasilianum
Lineage: Eukaryota; Fungi; Ascomycota; Eurotiomycetes; Eurotiales; Aspergillaceae
Source: the annotation of a GenBank genome assembly